Molecule: messenger RNA, 2795 nt
Organism: Nothobranchius furzeri (turquoise killifish)
Lineage: Eukaryota; Metazoa; Chordata; Actinopteri; Cyprinodontiformes; Nothobranchiidae
Source: RefSeq, a predicted model, not a curated record
UACUGCCGUUUUAAGGAUUGUCCAGUGACUGUGACAGUGGAGGUUAAAGAUGAAAAAACCCUGAAGGCUGAUGUGCUUUUCCAAGGAGGUGAGGUGUGCCACAACACAAAGGAAAUAAAAACAAGACCUGUGCGUGGACACUCCAGAGACGAAAUAGCAGAACAACUGGAAACCAAAAUGCCAAGAAGUCUUUAUCUGGAUUCUCUAAUUAAAAUACCAGAAAAAGCUUUCCAAGCCGGGUGUCGGGAUGAGGCUCCAUCUAAAGAGGUCUUGAAAAAUAUUGCCUGGUCCCACAGAACAAAAGACAGACCUCAUUUAAAUGAGAUGGCCAGUCUGCAAAUUUUACUUGACAGACAGCAAGGACUUCCAAACGAAGUCCUUCAGAGAGUGCUCCUGCAUCCAAAAGGUAUAAUGCUCUGGUCCCGAAAAACACUUACAGUGUUUUACCAACGGUGCAAAGAUGACAUAGUAUAUUUUGAUGCAACAGGAAGCAUUAUCUCAAAAGAUAAUGCUUCUGCUACUCCGUACUAUGUGUAUGAAAUUAUAGUUCGAAAUCCCUUCAAGGGAUCCUCACCUCUUCCAACAGCAACUUUUGUUACAUGUGACCAUACCACGGCUUCUGUAACAUAUUUUGUACAAGCAUUUCAAACAGAGCUUACACGAAUGUAUGGAAGCAGGGCAAACAAAAGGCCAGUAAUGAUCAUAUGUGAUGGCUCACUGGUGCUUCUCCAGUCCAUUGCGAUAACAUUCUGCAGAGCAAGUUUGGAAGACCUCUUGGAGAGAUACUUCCAGGUUAUCACAGGACAGUUGGACACGGAUAACUUCAACAUACCCAUUCUCCACCGGUGUUUGAGUCACAUCAUGAAGAACGCAAAGGAUCUUUGCAAAAAGAGACUUGAGAAACACUACAAAUUUGGCAUGCACGUUUUUGGAUUACUGGCCUGUUCUUCCAACCUGAAAGAUUUCGAUGGCAUUAUUGUAAGUGCAACAGUAGUUUUCAAAAGUCCAUGCAGUGGACCAGAAGUGCAAAAACACCUGCAGAACCUCAAACUGCUGAUCAAUCCGACGGGAAAUGGUGAUGAUGAAGAAAAAGACAUCAUUCCAGAGGACUACAAGGUAAUUUUAAAAUUAAGUUUGGUUUUCAAUGGUUGAGAUAUUAAUUGUGUUCAUGUUAUAGUGUGACACCAAUAACAUUGUUUUGUAGCACAUGUAUGUGUUUUUUUAAACAAAAUAAGGUCUUCAUUAUCCGAAAUUUUUGUUAAUUAUAUGACACUUAAAUUUUUUUUUUUCAGACGACAACAGUUCACUCAUCACUUAACCAGCACUUUGCAGAAGUAAUUGCCAGUGCCCACCUUGAUGUGACUGGACCACCGAAUGUGUACCAUGCACCAGCAUUCAUUUCAAGUCUUUCUAAAUACUUUCUUCCACAUGCUACCUUGUGGUCAGGAAUGCUGCUUGGAGACCUUGGACGGCAUGGCAAAGGAUCAGCGUAUGUCUUUCUCAGUAAACGGUACAAUCAGGUGUCGCAGUUGAACACGCAGAACUACACUGAAGACAACCGUACACAAGGGAUCAUGGAAAAAAGUCAAUGGGACCUGAAAAGGAUUCGUUUUGAUGGAAAGCGUCUCACUAGAUUAGAUGACUUUGUGCUCAUAUAUCAAAGGAAACAUGAUGGUCUUCUCAGAGAAUAUGGAGAUGUGGUCAACAAAAGGAGGAAGUCUUACCGAGUGGAGACCGAGAAGUGGAAGAAAAUAAGUAGAAAGCGAAAAGGCUUCUAUGUAACUCCUCAGAUGGGAAAACAAGUCAAACAGGAUUAUCUACAAGAACCACCAGACUCAGAUGUGCCCACAGAGCAGACUGAAGCUGUCACUACACAGAGCACAGAAGACAUCCAAGGAUGGGAUUUGCCAAACAACUCCAGAAAAGUCCAGGAGGCGGAAAAGGGCAAAACAUUGGAUAAAUUACAGGUCACAGCACUGUGGAAAAGAGAGGAAACCGAAGUUGUCGUUGCUGUGAUUCCAUCACAAAUAAAAGGGAACAACUUUAUAGUUCACCACAGCGAGCUGCAAUCCCUGGAACCUCAUCAAUGGUUAACAGGCGAGAUUAUAGAGUGUGCUCUGCAUGUUAUGGCCUGCAAGCUGGAUUUGGGCAGUAAGAUAUACAUUCUGAACCACUACACUGCUGGUGUCAUCCUGUUUGGGAAAAGAGAAAUGAUGAGGAGGCACUGUUUGUCAAAGGUGAAAUAUACAAAUUCAUAUACAUAUUGCAAUGUAAAUAUGUUUUUAUUUUACAUUGUUCUAAUUUUUUGUUAACAGGUCAACUUUGAUAACUACGAGGCAAUUGUUUCGUUUGUGAACGUUGGAAAUGUUCACUGGAAGUGCCUGGUUAGUAGUAACAUAAAUUGCCUUUCAGAAAAUUCAUAUUCUGAACUAAGUUCAAUAUUAUGGAAUAAUAAGAUUUCUGUUUUUAAAAUUAGGUUUUGUAAGUGCCAUAAAAUGUCACCCUGGAAACUUUUUUUACUUUCUGAGACAACUAGCCCUGAUUUAUGUGUGUGUGUGAUGUCCCACUAUCAAGUCCUAAAUGUCAAAUACCUGUAUACUGGACUACUAAAUGUUUCCCAUCAGUUUACCUUAAAACCUGACAUUUAAUGUAUUCGACUGUAGUAAAUGGUGUGUGGACAAAGAGGACGAUAGCAAAUAGAAAUUAAAGUAAAUUAACUUGAAAGAUUACAAUAGGUAUUGAUGUAAUAAUAUGUAUAACAGCUUUUCAUGGACUAAUUACAGCAAUCAGCUUUA